CGCCAUCUCUCCUGCAUCAGCUCUCAUCUGCUUCUGACACACGGCGCAACUUUUUCCGGUUGGACUCUGGAGACGUGGCUCUAUUUCUUCAAUAUUACGAGUCAAGCUAUAUGCUACUGUUGAAACAGAGCGUUAGGCACCACUCUGACAUUUUCUGUUUUUGAUACAUCUGGACAGACAGUGUCCGUGACUGAGUCCACUGACGGAUCCUCGUGUGAAAGGGAACAGAAAUGGUGCUCUUGGCAGCGGCGGUUUGCACUAAGGCAGGAAAAGCCAUAGUGUCACGACAGUUCGUAGAGAUGACGCGAACCCGCGUCGAGGGCCUUCUGGCUGCCUUUCCCAAACUGAUGAAUACAGGCAAGCAGCACACUUUUGUGGAAACAGACAGUGUGCGCUAUGUCUACCAGCCCCUGGAGAAGCUCUACAUGGUUCUGAUCACUACAAAAAACAGCAACAUCCUGGAGGACUUGGAGACACUAAGGCUUUUCUCCCGAGUGAUCCCUGAAUAUUGCAGAGUAUUGGAGGAAAGCGAGAUCUCGGAGCACUGUUUUGAUCUCAUAUUUGCAUUUGAUGAGAUCGUAGCUCUGGGAUACCGGGAGAAUGUUAACCUGGCCCAGAUUCGCACUUUUACUGAGAUGGACUCGCAUGAAGAGAAAGUCUUCAGGGCUGUCAGAGAGACCCAAGAAAGAGAAGCAAAGGCCGAGAUGAAACGCAAGGCCAAAGAGCUGCAGCGAGCAAGACAAGAUGCUGAACGUUCUGGAAAGAAAUCGCCAGGCUUCGGAGGUUUUGGAAAUUCAGGAAUGAGCAGCGUCACAUCAGCCACCAUCAUCAUGGAUACAAUAGAGCCAGAGAAGCCCAAAGUGUCUUCUGCUCCUGUCAGGCCGAGUGGUUCGAGUAAAGCACUGAAGCUGGGUGCCAAGGGGAAAGAGGUGGAUAACUUUGUGGACAAACUAAAGUCAGAAGGAGAAAAUAUUGUCUCAUCCAGUGCAGGAAGGAAGGCAUCAGAGGCAUCUAAAGUCCUUCAGCCUCCAGUGAAUUUAGAGAGUGUUCAUCUGAGGGUGGAAGAGAAGAUCUCUCUGACCUGUGGUCGGGAUGGUGGACUGCAGAACAUGGAGGUUCUGGGUAUGAUCACUCUGAAAGUCACAGAUGAAAAAAAUGGCCGCAUUUCUAUACUCCUCAACAAUAAUGACAAGAAAGGAGCCCAACUACAGACUCACCCUCAUGUUGAUAAAAAGCUGUUCACCACUGAGUCCCUGAUUGCUCUGAAAAACCAGGAUAAGUCCUUCCCUCUCAACAGUGAUUUGGGGGUGCUGAAAUGGAGAUUACAGACCACAGAUGAUUCCCUCAUUCCUUUAACUAUUAACUGUUGGCCGUCAGAAAGUGGAAGUGGCUGUGACGUGAACAUUGAGUAUGAGCUUCAGGACGAGGGACUCGAACUCAAUGAUGUUAUCAUUACUAUUCCUGUGCCGUCAGGUGUAGGUGCACCAGUGGUUGGUGAUCUGGAUGGGCAGUAUAACCAUGACAGCAGGAAAAACAUCCUGGAAUGGUCACUUCCCGUUAUCGAUGAGAAGAACAAGAGUGGCAGCCUGGAGUUCAGCAUAGAUGGCAAACCCAACGACUUCUUCCCAAUCAAUGUUUCUUUUGUCUCCAAGCGUAACUUUUGUGACAUUCAGGUGGCCAAGGUGACAUACGUAGAAGGAGGCAGUCCAGUCAAAUUCUCCUCAGAGACGUCAUUUGUUGUGGAUAAGUAUGAGAUCCUGUAAAUGUUUCCUGGUGGAAGAUCGUUUUAACUUGCCAGCCAGCUUAACAGAUCAGAGAGCGUGCUGUACGUUAACAGAGCUCUCAAAAAACAUUCUCUGACAUGGGCUGCAGUUCUUCUGUGAUUGUUUGUCUUAAAGGAAAAUAAUCUACUUUUAUAUAAACUGGACUUUCAGCUGCUCACUACUAAGUGCAGUCAGCCACACCUGCCAGAAAAGACAAAAAAAAGAGUAAAAUACAGCACUGCACCUGAAGACAUCAAGGGAAGAUCAGUGUCAUCUACAGCAGAUUAAUUAUAUGUCCAUAUGAGCCCUCCUGACCCUUCAAAGAAAUAGAAUAAAAUUGGAAACUUAUAUACUUGUUGCAAAGGCUUUGUAUAGAAUUGCAUUCUAAUUGAUGUUUGUUUGUUUGUUUGUUUUUUUCAAACCACGUGAUCUGCAUCGGCCCGUUAGCAAUUUGGAUUUAUUUCUAAUAAUCAAGUGUUUCCUAUAUGGAAACGGACCUAAAAUUGUAGUACCAAAUGAAUAUGUAGGUGAUGAUUAAAUCAGCUGUGCUUGUGCAAUAAGAACUGACACAGUCCAAAUUCACAUAAUUUUUCAUCUCUUCAUAAUGACAUCUCUGCUGUUAGUAAAUAUGGAUAUAAUUGUCUACAUCAUAAAGCACACAUACUUUUUGCCUUUUAGUAUCUUCCGUUUUUUUCUGUUAUAUUUAUGUAAUCAUUAGUUUGAAGAUUAAUCUAAACAGGAAGAUUUUUCAUUCUGUUUUUUUUGUAAGUAAUGUUACACAUAAUCCGUUUAAAUGUUUCUUGCUUUUUAUUCAUUGCAGCAUUUAUUUGGCUAAACAGGAAAAUAUAUUCUCCCUGGCUUCCCAGAUGUUAUUAAGAACGGAUUUAUUUUUUUGUAUUUCCAUAACGUAAAAUACAUUUAUCAGCACACACUCAAAGAUGAUUACGGAACGCCAAGGGGAGGGUUACGACAUUCCAUUUUGCUGUAAGAUAGUUAUGAGUACCUUUAAUCAAUAAUAAAGUCAAAUCUAAAUUAAAAGUGUA
Messenger RNA from Ctenopharyngodon idella (grass carp), 2806 nucleotides. RefSeq names its product archain 1b (gene arcn1b). Gene Ontology annotation, cellular component: cytosol; COPI vesicle coat. Lineage: Eukaryota; Metazoa; Chordata; Actinopteri; Cypriniformes; Xenocyprididae. The transcript has 10 exons. The record is from RefSeq and is a predicted model, not a curated record. Gene Ontology annotation, biological process: Golgi localization; endoplasmic reticulum to Golgi vesicle-mediated transport; retrograde vesicle-mediated transport, Golgi to endoplasmic reticulum. The coding region runs from base 231 to 1763 and encodes 510 amino acids.